CGCGCAGAGACCACGCCCCGCGUCUCGAGAAAAUCAGCGAGCCCGCGGUCUCCGUUCGCUUCCUCUCACCUUCAGCUGGACAUCGUAACGCCGACAACAAAAAACAGAAGCCACCUCAGUUACAUCGUUAUUCCAGCUGCAGCCGCAAAGCCAAUGUCAAGGAGAACAGAGAAGAUCCAGCAAAAUUUAAAUGCAGUUUAACCUAAUAUGAUCUUUUACCAUAAGUUUGUGCUGUUAUUUAUCUUUAUCUAAUUAGAGGAGAGCGACAGAAUAUUUUUUCUGCUCUUAUAUAUAUAUAUAUAUAUAACGUUGUACCCCGAGCUGCAUUCGACCAGUGAAACUGUUUGCACUGGUUCUCUGCAGCGAACCGGAGCUGUUACGCGGCGGCAACAUCGAUACAUCGUUCGCUCAUCCUCUUUAGUAGAACAAAAAAACAGUCACUUGUGUAGCGCUGCAAGGACAAACCCUGCCUGCACCACCUCCUCGCUUAAUCGUUUCGAGCCUUUCGUCGCAGUCAAAAGCUGCAAAGCAUCCGCGAAUUUUCUCCACCAGAGGAGCAGCUGCUGGAAGAGGAGAGACGACACACGACACGAGCCCCCGCAAUGGCCGAUGCUACCGCAGAGUGCAACAUCAAGGUGUUGUGUCGCUUUCGUCCUCUGAAUCAGGCCGAAGUCGUCCGCGGGGACAAAUUCCUCCCCAAAUUUCAAGGAGACGACACUGUGAUCAUUGGGGGGAAGUCCUAUGUGUUUGACCGAGUGUUUCCCACCAACACCACGCAGGAACAGGUGUACAACACUUGCGCCAAGCAGAUCGUCAAAGAUGUCCUGGCAGGGUACAAUGGCACCAUCUUUGCCUAUGGACAAACUUCUUCUGGAAAGACCCAUACUAUGGAGGGGAAGCUGCAUGAUACACAAGAGAUGGGAAUCAUUCCCCGAAUUGCAGAGGACAUCUUCAAUCAUAUCUUUGCCAUGGAUGAAAACCUGGAGUUUCACAUCAAGGUUUCCUAUUUCGAAAUCUACAUGGACAAAAUCCGUGACCUUCUGGAUGUAACCAAGACAAACCUGGCAGUUCACGAGGACAAGAACAGGGUUCCCUUUGUAAAGGGAUGCACAGAGCGUUUCGUGUCCAGUCCGGAGGAAGUGAUGGACGUGAUUGACGAGGGGAAAGCCAAUCGUCACGUGGCUGUGACAAACAUGAACGAGCACAGCUCCCGCAGCCAUAGCAUCUUCCUAAUUAACAUCAAGCAGGAGCACAUUGAGACGGAGCAGAAGCUCAGCGGGAAGCUCUACCUUGUGGAUCUGGCCGGAAGCGAGAAGGUCAGUAAGACAGGCGCAGAGGGAGCCGUCUUGGAUGAGGCCAAGAACAUCAAUAAGUCCCUCUCCUCACUGGGCAAUGUCAUCUCUGCCCUGGCCGAGGGAACGAAAACCCAUGUGCCAUACCGGGACAGCAAGAUGACACGGAUCCUGCAGGACUCCCUGGGGGGAAACUGCCGCACCACCAUGUUCAUCUGCUGCUCGCCCUCCAGCUUCAAUGAUGCUGAGACCAAGUCCACCCUCAUGUUCGGCCAGCGUGCAAAGACCAUCAGGAACACUGCCUCUGUGAACCUGGAGCUGACAGCUGAGCAGUGGAAGAGGAAGUAUGAGAAGGAGAAGGAGAAGAACAAGACGUUGAAGGAGACCAUCCAGAAGCUGGAGGCUGAGCUGAACCGUUGGCGUAACGGUGAGAAUGUGCCAGAGACAGAGCAGCUGAGCCCAGGCCAGGUGAAGCUGGAGUCCAGUGAGGAACCACCACUAGACAACGGGACCUCCUCCAUCGUGGUGCGCAUCUCCGCGGAGGAGCGGCAGAAGUACGAGGAGGAGAUCCGCAAGCUGUACAAGCAGCUGGAUGACAAGGAUGAUGAAAUUAACCAGCAGAGCCAGCUGAUUGAGAAGCUGAAGGAGCAGAUGCUGGAUCAAGAUGAGCUAUUGGCGUCCACACGUGGGGACAGUGAGAAGGUGCAAACCGAGCUAGGCCGUCUGCAGAUGGAGAGCGACUGCGCCAAGGCAGAGGUCAAGGAGGUGCUUCAGGCCCUGGAGGAGCUGGCUGUCAACUAUGACCAGAAGAGCCAGGAGGUGGAGGAGAAGAGUCUGCAGAACAAGCUGCUGGCAGAGGAGCUGGCCCAGAAAAUGGCCCAUCUGAUGUCGAUUGAGUCCGAACUGUCCCGCAUGCAGGAGGUGAGCGGACACCAAAGGAAGCGCAUAGCAGAGGUGCUCAAUGGUCUGAUGCGGGACCUCAGCGAAUUCAGCACCAUUGUGGGCAACGGGGAGAUCAAGCUGCCGGUGGAGGUCAGCGGCGCAAUCGAGGAGGAGUUCACAGUAGCGCGGCUCUACAUCAGCAAGAUCAAGUCGGAGGUGAAGUCUAUGGUGAAGCGCUGUCGGCAGCUGGAAAGCAUGCAGCUCGAAUGCCAUCGCAAGAUGGAGGAGACGGGCCGGGAGCUCUCUUCCUGCCAGCUGCUCAUCUCACAGCAUGAGGCGAAGAUCCGCUCUCUGACGGAGUACAUGCAGAAUGUCGAGCUGAAGAAGAGGCAGCUGGAAGACAAUUAUGACAGUCUGAGUGAGGAGCUGGCCAAACUGCAGGCUCAAGAAACCAUGCAGGAAGUGACAAAGAAGGAAAAGCAGAAGGAUGUCGAGGAGCCUGGCGAUGUCAAGAGAGCCCUGGAGCAGCAGAUGGAGUCGCAUCGCGAGUCCCACCACAAGCAGCUGGGGCGACUGCGUGACGAGAUCAAUGAGAAGCAGAAGGUUAUUGAUGACCUCACCGACCGCAACCAGAAGCUGGAGCUGGAGCUGCAGCAGCUGCGUGCCGACUUUGACCGCCUGAAAAGCCGAGAACACCACAAGAGCGUGCAGCUGGAGGAGCUGACAUUUCUUCACGAGCGCCACGAGCAGUCCAAGCAGGAUCUUAAAGGGCUCGAGGAGACCGUGGUGAGUCUCGCUGUCUUAGUCUCUGCCGAGCCGCUCCAGCCUAGUGCCACCGAUGACCCAAGGAUGACUGCUUCUUUCCUCUCCCGUUGUUCCACCAUCUCCCAGGCCCGUGAACUCCAGACCCUCCACAACCUGCGCAAGCUUUUUGUUCAAGACCUCACGACUCGAGUCAAAAGAAGUUCAGAGAUGGAGCCUGAUGAUAGCGGGGGGUCUACAACCCAGAAGCAGAAGAUUUCCUUUCUUGAGAACAACCUGGACCAGCUUACAAAAGUUCACAAACAGCUGGUACGUGACAAUGCAGAUCUGCGUUGUGAGCUUCCUAAACUGGAAAAACGUCUUCGGUCUACGGCUGAGAGAGUUAAGGCCCUGGAGAGUGCACUGAAGGAGGCCAAGGAGGGCGCUAUGAAGGACCGGCGCCGUUACCAGCAGGAGGUGGAGCGCAUCAAAGACGUGAUGCGUGCCAAGAACCCAAUGCGGCGCCCCCACGCUGCUCAGAUUGCCAAACCGGUGCGGCCGGGACAUUACCCUGCCUGCUCUCCGACCAACCCCGUGUUUGUGCGUAGUGCUGACCAGCCCAUCACCUUCAGCAACGCACUGUUCCAGAGUGCUCUUCAGCCAAUGACGACCCCCUGUGCCCCCAGAAACACCCAGACCGACACACUGCCCACGGAGUUGACCACCAGCGUGGUCAGCAGCACAGAGGCUGUCAGUUCCUACCAGCUGAAUGUGGACAAUGGAAACACCACAGAUAUCAAUGACAACAGAAGUGAUGUUCACUGCGGGAGCCAAGCUGAGGAUCCAGCCAAACUGUAUGUCGUUCAGCAAGAGACCGCCGCCAGCUAAUGCCAGCGUGCAGCGCACCGAUUCUUCCAAGAGCUCUCCUACAAGUCCGCAUGCUGCCUGACAGCUUUCCUUUGACCCCCGCUACUUCAGAUGUCCUUUUUAACCCCCAACAUCUUUUCUAUCAUCUGUGUCCUAGAUAAUAUGUCCUUCCUGCUCAGCAACUCCAAACUCCCACCCGUUUGUCCCGUAUUUAGUAGAGAUCUAAUGUAUACCUAGAAACUGUGGGAAUCACUAUAGCUGAACCAUUAAUGCAGGUUGCCCACCUGUUCUCAACACCUCUUUUGCUGUCUGAAUGAGAUGAAGCUGAGGGUGGGGAAUAGGAGAAGUCACAGAGCAGCAAUAGCGCCUUCCCACUGCAGUGUGCCGCUCUGUGUCGAGGGAAAAAUCAAUUUUUUCCCCCCAACCCCUCUCUGAGUUGAGCUUUGUUAUUCACUCUGGCUUCGUAGCAGCACAGCGUAUUUGAAAUGAAGCAGAAAGCUGGGAGCUGUGUCCCGCUGUUACGGAGUCUGGGUCGCAAACAGUGAUCGUGUCAACGUAAUUUUUCUUACUAAUUAAAUAAGCCAAGAGAAGCAGCCGGAGUAGUGCAGCAGAGUUUAGAGUCCAGUAGAGUAUAACACCGAUGAUAUUUUAAAGGGUUUUGAUUGCGAAUCGGACACUUGGAUACCUUCAGGGGUUGAGUGGUUGCCCUGGUAUUGCUUGGCAUCUCUGGGUCCACCUCGCCUACAGUGCGAACACAGCUCCCAGAGGACAUCAGACUCUGGUGUCCUGCCCGUUGAGCCAGAAAGGCCUGCUGAGCCAAACUGGGCCCCUCCACCCUCACACCUGCCGGCCAUUCACGUUUGCAGUGCUCCAUUAAGCCUUAAUGAGAGACAUCUACUGCGCUCUGGCCAGGCAGAUGAUGUUGAAGUCAAGUACACGUGCUUACAUAUAUAUGUGUAUAUAUGUGUUCCCUCAAGAAUACGUUAUGUCAAAGGCUCCGUCGGCUCGCACCGGGUAACGCAAAGCGGGAGAUUAACAGUCGUCCCAGAAAAUCGCGGGAUGUAGGGCCGUGAAAGGAAUGCCAGUCAUGGUAGCCAAGCAAGCAAAGGAACCAGGGAUCUCCUCACCGCUGCGGAUGCCGUGGGCUCGAUCUGCCAUCCCGUUUCAGCUGAUGCAUUUAGGUGCAGUUGAAUGGACAGCCCCUGCGGUGUGGGGAUGCCGUCGGGAGCAUCGCGGCCCAGGGGCGGGUGUCCCGUCUCAGCAGCUUUCUGGACAGACUGCGCCGCACUGCCACGCACGCACUGCUUAGCUUCACAGCCGGAGCUCCUGUCGCGAGCCGGAGCCGUUCUGCACUCCAGCCGACACUCACGUCACACACACUGGGUAAUGUAUCAUCUCUGUGUACUCCUUAGAAUGUGCAUCACCUGCUAUGAAAGUACUGCUGUAGAAAGAAUCAGCUGAAACAUUAUUUUUUGUUAGUUUCAUUUUUUUAAAUACAUAUACAUAUAUAAAAUUAUUACCGGACUGUAACAUACUCUGCUCUCUGUGGGUUGGGUGUUUCUGUUCUCGUUUUUUCCUGUCCCUUGCCGGUGUGUCUGUAGUAAAUUGUCCACGGUCUUUAGUUUAGUUGAAACAAAAAGAUGAAAAAAAUUGCAGUAAUUAUGUAGCAACUAUUUUUAUACACUUCACUAUAUUUGAAUAUUGGUUUGUUCUGUUUACAUAUCUUAUGUUUGCUGUAUUUAUGUACUUAUGCUGUGUUGCAUCUGUUAAUUAUUAUGAUUAGAACGGAAUGUAUAUGUAUAAUUGUGUUUACAGAAAUGAGCUGUAAUUUGUUUUGUUAUAUGAUGGAUUACAUUUAUUGCUUAUGAUGAUGCUAGAUGUCAUAAAAAAAAAAAAAACAGAUGAAGCCCCAUUGCUUAAACUGGAGGAAAUUUUAAGUGGGACUGCUUAGUAUACUCAUUGUCUCACAGUUCUGUAAAAGUGUUUGUGUAUGGAGGUACGCAGCUGGUCAAAUAUGAAAAAAAAAAACAUAUUGAAGAAUUAUCAUACAGGUCCAGACAGCUCUCUCGAGCGGCAACGUUCGAGCUGGACUCAAAUGGCAUGUCAUGAAUCCUCAGGCCCAGGUGGCGCCUGGACCAAGUGUAGAGUGGUGAUGCAGCCGUGCUGGCCAGCGUGCGUUCUGAAGAAAGGCUCCGAGCCCCUUCCCACGCCGUGCACCUCUCCUGUUGGCCUCUGCUGGCCUCCUGAUCAGCCAGUCGGGAUGAGAGAGGGCCCGAGUGGGAAGCGAGCCGGUGUCUCUCUGGGUCCGCGUGCCCCGAUGCCUUGCGUCCUCGAGUGCUCUUUAGCCCAGCCGUGUGGCCCACCCGAGGAUUCUCUGAGGCAUGAUCGCCACCUUCUUGAUGCUCUGCUCCCAGCGAUCGUCUGACUGAGGUCUCCACCCGGGGAUAACGGUAAAAAGUCGAAGGAGCUCGCCUCGCCGCGUUUCCCGGCAUCUCCGGUCCGUCGGCAGCGGUUCCGCCCUUCGCUUGCGUCGAUAUGCGUGGGUGUGGGUGCAGAAAAUUGGAAAGCGAAGCUUAGACUUGUGGAAAUAUUGUCAUUCGACGUGGGAGACUUCAGAAAA
Messenger RNA from Scleropages formosus (Asian bonytongue), 6402 nucleotides. RefSeq names its product kinesin family member 5A, b (gene kif5ab). Gene Ontology annotation, biological process: microtubule-based movement. Lineage: Eukaryota; Metazoa; Chordata; Actinopteri; Osteoglossiformes; Osteoglossidae. The record is from RefSeq and is a predicted model, not a curated record. Gene Ontology annotation, molecular function: ATP binding; microtubule binding; microtubule motor activity. The transcript has 28 exons. The coding region runs from base 603 to 3803 and encodes 1066 amino acids.